Messenger RNA from Dermacentor andersoni, 7210 nucleotides. Its product is annotated as general transcription factor 3C polypeptide 1. Gene Ontology annotation, cellular component: transcription factor TFIIIC complex. NCBI's taxonomy places the organism in Eukaryota, Metazoa, Arthropoda, Arachnida, Ixodida, Ixodidae. The record is from RefSeq and is a predicted model, not a curated record. Gene Ontology annotation, biological process: transcription initiation at RNA polymerase III promoter; 5S class rRNA transcription by RNA polymerase III. Gene Ontology annotation, molecular function: DNA binding.
AACAUGGCGACGCGCAUGCUUGUACUUCAGUGGCUACUUUUAUUUAGAGCCGUAAUCGGUGACAGGGGCCACUUGCAGGUGUGAUAAGCACUUGCAUUUGGCGGGUCUACCGCAGAAAAGCAUGACAUCACAAACCGAUUUUUAUUCGUGCUGCGUCGACGAGAUAGCGUUGGAAGGACUCGAUGGCAUCACGCUACAGGCUCUGUGGGUCCGCCUGCAGCUGCGCCCAAAUUUUCCUCUCUCUCUGGACAGCAAGUCCAAAGCCUUCAUAUGGAGCGCGCUGGUCCCGGAGACUCGCCUCAGCUUCUACGCACUCAAAGAGCCCCGCAUGGACCUCGUCAUUUACGACCGGUACAAGCACGUGGAUCCCAACACGGGGUACGUGGUCGAACCCAAUGUGCUUCCACCGGAUCCUUACCCCUACAAGUUGGUCAACAAGAACGGACAGCUCGGUUCGUGCUGCACCUUUGACACUCGCAAAGAUAUUAGCGACGAAGUCCGGCAGCGCUCACUCAUGCUGGACGACGUCGUUGCUAAGUGGGGCAACCGUUUGGUGAUAGUGGCCGACCAAAUGACUCGCGAGCGGGCGCUGAUCGGGCCCAACAACACGAUCGCAGACUUGGACCUGAGCGAAAUGAAGUACUGCAUGCUGGAGCGGAUUGGUCGCUCGCGUUACUUGGGCCAAACGACGCAGGGGCAACUGGACCUGCGCGUGAUGAACAUUACACACGCGUCCAUGUUCAUCAUGCGCAAGCAGUUGGUGCAGCGAAACCUAAUCACGAAGCAGGACUUCUGCCUGAAGACGGAGAGCGGUGGUAGCAAAGUAGGUUUCUUGCUCCAUCUGCCGCGGUUCUUCGUGGAGGUGAAAACUAAGAGGCAGAUUAUGGCCCGGGAGCUCUGCGCCCUGUUAGACAGCAAACCGAACAAGCGCGAAGAGACUUCUAAACUCUUUAACGAGCUUGGACUGACCCCCGCAGCGGCCAAGAAACUCAUGUAUGGCCCAGCGUCCAAGUACGUGGCCCGGCAUGCUGUGCCGUACAGCGAAUUCUAUCCAAACUCGCCCCGCGAGGAAUGGUACACGAAAAACAACAAGCCGCGCAACGUUCGCAUCUGUGAGCUUGUCAGGCCUUACGAGGAGGAGGAAGAGGAGGAGGACGUCGAAGGGUACAAUGCCGACAAGAGCACAGGCCUGUUCUUUCACCCGCAGAAGUACACGUAUGACAGGCCGAGGCUGAGCCAAGCUUACAAGGAGGUCUACAAAACUGGCACAGCAGGAAUGACUUCGCGUGAACUGUCUGCCGCCUUAAUGGCAACCCGCCUGGAGGUUCGUAAUCUUCAGAAGGGGUUGAUGAAGAGACAGCUUGUGGUACCAUACAGGGAAGACGUGGGCAAGCAGCGUGUGAUCAGGUACUUUUGUCCAGAGUUUGCUACAAAGUCUGAGAUGCACAAAAAGAUUCUGGCUGAAAAGAAACGGAUGCUGGAGCAGCCAAGGGUAGAGCCACCGCCUGCUAAAAAGCGAAAGACAGAUACUUCCUCAUUGUCAAAAUCGUUGGAGGCUGCAGAAGUGCAAGAAGUAACAAAAGCUGAAGAAGAAGUGGAAAAAACUGAAUCAGCUGCAAAGAAGGCAGGAACAGCCGCCGUCGCUAAACAGCCACCUGUAGGCACGUGUACAACAAAAGAGGUGCCAAAAGAAGCAGAAAAGGGCAUAGACACUCUUCCUUCAUGCUCAACGUCCAGUGAUAGCUUGCAUGACAGCAGUGCAGGCACUCUCGAGGUUGAGCAACCAACAAUCACUGUAGAGACCAACAGUGCCUGCUUCUUUCGGAAAGUGAAACCACAGGCGACAAUAAGUUUCCCUACACUCUCAGAGGUGACGGAUCGAAAGCCCCUGCAGAAGCUGCUCCCUUCCUACAGGAUGCUCAUGCGGGCAAAUAGGAUCCUCGAGUAUAUAAAGGCUGAGACAGUGGUCACAGACUUAUCCAAACUGCAGAAGGCCCUGCAAAAGGCUGAGGAGGAGGAAGGCUCAACAACGAAACUGGACCGGGUGUCCCUCAGGCGGCUGCUCUCCAAACUCUGCAACGGUGGAUACCUCAAGACUAUUCAUACUGUCCUGAGACUGGGGCAAAAUGUGAGGGACCUCAAGCUGGUUUGUAUGCCAUCUGUCACCAAAGAUGAUGAAAUCGUCAAGGCAGCCAUAGAGCAGGCCAAGUUCAAGUAUUUCCAAGCCACACCAAAGGAGCCCAAGAAGCCAGAGUGUAGCCCUGCACCCGAACCCAGUACCUGCUCCAAGAUGACUUACAACCCUGCCAUGGGGCGCUACUACGGAGCGCAGCCAAAGUUUCGCAGAAUGCAUCUCUGUUAUGCCUUCAUGCAUUAUUUGUUGUACAGCUACGAUGGUGUUGUGCAAGAGCGGCUAUCAGAUGACCCUUCAACCCCAGCACAGUACCAGAAGGAUAUUAGCUGGAAGAUGUUUGUUCCACCUCUGUCCAACAGUCCGAGCACGCCCAAUGGAUGGGUAUUGUUUGCAGACAUCCUACUCUCACUGCCACUCUCUCUGUUUGUCAAGAUUGCGAGCUCGAUCAAGCACAAGAUUGAAGGGCUCGAAGAGUACCUUCAUGAUAAGAUUAAAUGUCACUACCUCAUUCGAAGUCUGCCUGUGAAGCUGAGGAAUGCGCUGCUUUUUGCCAGGAGGUACAUCUACUCAAUCCAUGAGACAGUGAAGAGGCUGGCAUUUGUAGGGAUGGUCACCUUCGGGCCUCAGCGCCUCAAGGAGAAGGACCAGGUCUACCUUUUCCUGCACAGAAACUUAUGCAUCAAAGACACUAAAAUUUCUCAUCCAGGCUACCACCAGGUAUCAACUGACAUUGAGUACCCUGUAAAGCACUUCUUUCUUGAGACUCAGCAGGACGUCGACCACUUCUGGUUGGAAGUUGAAAACACUUGCAUUUGUACUCCCCUUGGAAUGCCGCAGUCGAUACAAGGUCAAACCAUAGAGCUUCAGAAUUUGUACAAGAAGCCAGCCAUGAUUGAAGCCUGCAGAAACAGAGAGUUUGGAGAAGAGCAAGACAAUGGCAUAGUGCCCGGCGAUCAGCUUGGGGCCGCGGGCUUUGACUCUGCCCUCUUUGCACACCUUAAGAGAAACUGGGCUUGUGCAAGCCCGAUGCCCGCAAAGCUAAGCACAUCCGCUGCUGAAAGCAGAAAGGCAAAUCCAAAAGGUGCUAAGCCUCUGCAGAGACUUCUUAGCUAUUUGGACAGAGCUUCCAAAAACACUGGAUCAAGUCCUCCACAAAAACAAAGCCAGAAAAGGGUUCAAGAUGCAAUUUCUCGAAUGUCAGUCUACUACCCAAAGCAACCAGAUGGCAAGCCAUUAGCUGUGCCUGUUGUGAAAGGAGCAAAGAAAGCUGACGAACACCAGCCCAGGAGAAAAGCUCCGCAACGAAAGAAGUCUGAUAUUACUGUCAGGGUCGUACAGCCUAGGAAGCGUCACAAUGUUCGCAGGCCCUACUAUGAUGACAAAGACCAAGCUGCUCUAAAGGAAAUGAAGACCAUGCGAGUAUCAUGGUCGUCACAGGAGGACAUUGUUCUGCUCAUGUGCAAAGUUUGUUCUUGGUUUCUGGACCGACAUUUGGAUAAGAUGGUGGUGCCAUUCACUGUGAUCAGGGACAUCCUGAAUGAGCGCUUUCCUGAGUUGAGCAAGGACAAGACAUCUCGAGCAUGUCAGAGGCGACUGCGAUUUAUGUUGCUCAACCCCGCAACCAAGGCCAAUGCCUCAGUCUUCCUUUGCGAAGCACAGCAAGACCAGAAACUCGUGGAAAUGUUUCAUGGGCCAAAGCCAGUGAAAUCAGAUGAAAAACAAUGGUUGUCUAUGUUCAGAACUGUCCUUGAUCAUCUCAUGAAAAAAUUCAGCAAGAGCUCAGAGGAGAGGCACCGGGAGGUCACCCUCCCUAAUAGUUUUGAUGAGCUGAAGGACCGUUAUGAAAUAAUUGUGAGUGGCCAAGUUGAAAUGGACAGCUGGUCUUACACAGAGCCUCACAACCUUGUUGACAUACACUUCAGCUCAGUGGCAAUAGUGAUCCUGUCCUCGCUUGCAGCUGACGAUGGCAAGAGUAACUGGUCCUUGAUGCUGUACAAAAUCUACGAGCAGUAUCCAGACAAUCUUGUUCGCUCUGUGACUGCUCGACUGAGGCACAACGGUGUCAUCUGCAGAAAGCACCCCAAUGCUAAGAAACUUUUCAUCUCUCUCAACCUCUCCAUGCUGCCAUUCACACUGUCCAACAAGUUCCAGUUCGAUAUGACACGACGCUACUCACCACAGCACAUAACAUUGAUGGGAAAAUUUCUGCUUGAACUUUUGACCAAGCGUAGGAGUGGAGAGCCAUGUAGCUUCCAUGAUGGUAUUGAGCCAGCAUACGCACCAUUGCUGUUCACACUGCAGCUCAUGAACAAGCUCAGUUACACGAUGGAAGUACCUCAAGCAAUAGUUGAAUACGACUACAGCAUGACUGCUGGGAAAACGCACCUGCGAAAGCCAGAACCAACUGCCUCCUUGGCUGAAGAGCCUCUCGGGAGCAACACCACACUCAGUGACAAGGCAAAGAGCCUCAACUUUGUGACAUCUGGCUGCAAUGCCAAGACGUCUCGUUCAUUCCUUUACAUGCUCAGGCAGGACAUGACUAAAGCACUCCAAUACAAUUACUUGCGUCCUCAGGACUACAUAGUCAUCAAAUCAUGCAAGCUCAACUUCUCGCUCACUGACGAGGAUCUCAUCCCAGGCUGGACUCUCGAGGACCCCACAGACAAGUCUUACGCUCUGAAAGUUCGUAACCCUUUGUAUGACAAGAUUGUCCAAGAGCAACGGGCCUGCUACAGCUUGAGUGCAGUAAGCCACUGCUGGACAGGAGAAGGAAUUGCUGAUGCUUACAAACAGGAGGGGAAAGCCCCCGAAGAUGCCCAGCUUGGAACUGAAAUCUACUACUUCAUUCUGAAGAAAGAACAACUUGGAGUCACCUAUGCCCAGCUCUGCGAAGCCCUUAAUUCAGCCAUGGACAGUAUGACCCUGAACUCUCACCUUGAUUUCUUGGUCGAAAAGAAAAUGAUACUGCGUAUUGGAGUGACAUGCAUUCGAUACGUUGCACUUCAGCACUGCAAACCUUGGGUGAUCCGUACUUUCAAGAUCCCUAAAGAGAUGCGUGCCUACACGUGCACUCUAGGGGAGCAGGAGCAUGUCCUGAGAGCCAAAGUAAAGAAGGUAGCAGUAACAGACGAGCUCAAGCCGACAUCUGACACCAGUGGCAGAUCGGAGAACGCUGCUGAAGGUAGCACUGAUGCUGGAGGAACCACUGUAGAAGGCGCACCAGGUAGCACAGGGCAUGAACCAUCAUCAUCAUGUACUUCGAAAAGUGCGGGCAAAGAGAGCAGCAGUGCUUCUAGUGUCAGUAAGGAUGAGAGAAGUGAAAUUGGAUGGAAAAACGCAAACAGUCGACGGACACGAGACAGCAAUAGCAGCUGCCUGAAGCGAACUUAUUACGAGGCAAUGACAAAGAACAUUAAUGUGGAGAAUUUUGAGAAGAUUAUGUACAUUCCGAGGCUGUGGAGAAAGCCUGAUGGAACGCUGAAUCGCCCCGUGUUCUUCCAGCUCCUGUCCGCAGUGCUGUCGUACAUCUUGGACAAUCCUGGUGUGACUGAAGACCAGUUCAGGGCCAACUUCUCCCGUCAAAUAGAGCCAUGUGUGCUGACACUGGACAUGUUACGGAUUCUGGAGCAGAUGGGUUGCAUCAGGCGAUUCUUCAUGAGGAUGGACACUGCAGCAAAGUGCAGCCUCUUCUCCAAGCGGCGUCAACUGGUCAUUUGUGACAAAUACUGUCCAGGCGAUAUUGUCUGCUAUGACGGAACUCUCGAGGCUCUUGUUAACUUCACAGCGUUUUCAGUCCAUUUUCAAAAAUAGGUGGUAAUGUCCAUGCAUGCUUGAUGUGUCCUACUGUGUACAUAUAUAUUACAUCUGUGUAGACUGCCUGUGUCAAUUCUUUGUAAAUUUCCUGAAAGGUGCCUUUUUCUGCACAGGAAGAAUAAAAUCAUUUUGCAUUCCAAUGAGUGCAGUAAAACUCAGAAGUUACCAUGUCUGUGUGGACAUAGAUGAGCGACUCCCGGCCUUGUCAAAAUAAAUCCUUGUUAUUGUGCACUUGGUCUGUUAAUAAUAUAGCGCAAUACAUUCUUGUCCUAGAUAUACUUAAUGUAGUAACCAAUAGUAAUUGGUGCUGCUGUGUAAUGUAGUCCUAUUUCUGGACGCCAUUGUGUUUAGGAACUUCUGAAAACUACAUAACUAGUGCAUGUGAGAUUUAAUUUCCGUGUAGCACAAAGAGGUCAUGAAAUAUGGCUUGCUCCUUACUUUAAGAGUGUGUUCAGAUGAUGGUGAUGAUUGAACUUUAUUAAGAGCAGACAGAGUUGUUUGGUGACAUUCCUUGCUGGUAGCCUCCUCAGUUCAGGAAGCCAUGUGAUCUGGCCAUCUGCCUUACUCUCUUCAGCUGACAUUUGUCAUCAGGGUUGAGGCUGGUGAGCCGGGCGUUCCACUGUCCCGGUGUAGACUGGGGGCUAGAGGGAAUGUCAGUGUUUCGGUUGCAUUUUCAUACCAUAUGGUGCAGAGCGUUUUGCGUGCAGCAGAAUUUGCAGUCGUAUCUAAAGUGUGGGGUAAAUGAGAUGCUGUUUCAUCUCGUGUGGGAAAGCAUUGGUUUGUAGUUGUCUGCAAGUUAUCGCAUCCUCUUUCGAGAGUGUCAGGUGUGGUGGGGUAUAGAUUUUUCUCCCCGAGCCUUCGGUGUGUCGGUAUGUCCUUGUAUCUAUGUGGUACAGGUCCAUCUGAAGGGACUGUUAUUCUGUCACCUAGUGAAGCUGGCUGGUGCGUAUGUUCUCAGUCUGCUGCAUGGACUGCAUCGUUGCUUGCUGGACACGAGUGUUCCAGUGUCCAUACUAUGCACAGUUUGGGUAACGAGUUGGUUUGGUGCAUUUCAGGAUGUGUAAGGCAGCUAUCAAUAUUCCGCAUAACAUGUAACUGUGACGCUGUUUGCGAGUCUAUCAGGGCACUGUACACAAUAUGUGUUGUAGAAAACGGGUUUGAAGAAUAUGACAUGCUGUCCCUCUUGGGAAGGACGUGAAGUACAUUUCACGAUAAUAUUUUAUGCAGAGGUGUUAUUAAACUGCAGGUCUGCAAGCUGUACAA